Molecule: messenger RNA, 1871 nt
Organism: Fopius arisanus
Lineage: Eukaryota; Metazoa; Arthropoda; Insecta; Hymenoptera; Braconidae
Gene: mtm
Product: myotubularin
Biological process (GO): phosphatidylinositol dephosphorylation
Cellular component (GO): cytoplasm; membrane
Molecular function (GO): phosphatidylinositol-3-phosphate phosphatase activity; phosphatidylinositol-3,5-bisphosphate 3-phosphatase activity
Source: RefSeq, a predicted model, not a curated record
AACAUAAACUCCAUCUGACGAGUAAAUAAAUAUUUUUUUUAUUCAAUUGUUCUCUUUGGAGCAGAAACAGUUCAAUCGAUUCUUCCAUAACCACAAGUGCCCAUUUUUUGAGGACACGAUAUAAAUUCAUCCAAAGCUGCACCAUCCAUGUCCAAGAAGACUGACAAAGUAGAUGUACCUGUGGUAGAUCCCACUAGAUCCUUAAUCCAGUUAUCGUCCUCCGAGGAAACCGAUACUGAAACUGGAAAUUUGACUUUCAUGCACAAUCACUUCGGCAGUGACAGAAGGCUCGGUGAUGGCGACAACGACCCCAACACACUGAAGAGACGUGUCCCAGGAUUAUCUGUCAUGGAGAAGAGAGGAAGCACUGAACUCCUGGGGAAUGAGCAUUCGACAAAAAAUGCCAGCUCCGAUUCAAUCAAUUCCGAGAGCAAGAGCUCGUCACUUAAUUCCAAAAUGGGACAAGAAUCGGAGUGCUGGGAGAAAGCUUCAAACUCCAAAAGCUUCUCCACCAGCUCAACGUCCACCGACAAUAAUAUCGUAUCUGCCCUCGAAGCAAAGAAAGAUUUUAAUGGAAAAAUCAGUCCGAAUUUAUCAGGAACCGACGCAGGUCCUCCUCUUCUCAAUGGCGAGCGUCGACAGGGAGUAGCUCGUGAUGUCACCUACUUAUGCCCAUACUCUGGACCAGCACGUGGUGUUCUCAGUGUUACUAAUUUUAAACUCCACUUUCGCAGCAUCGACAGAGAGACUUCGUACGUAAUUGAAGUGCCUCUGGGUGUUGUCAGUAGAAUUGAAAAAGUGGGUGGUGCCACGAGCCGAGGGGAGAACUCCUAUGGUAUCGAGGUAUUCUGCAAGGACAUGAGAAAUCUUCGGUUCGCUCACAAGCAGGAGAAUCACUCCAGGCGAGAUGUCUUCGAGAAAUUGCAGCAGUAUUCCUUCCCACUCGCCCACAAACUCCCACUUUUUGCCUUUGAGUACUUUGAAACAUUUCCAGAAAAUGGCUGGACUGUCUAUGAACCCAUCGCUGAACUCAAACGCAUGGGAGUCAACAAUGACAUGUGGAAAAUAUCAAAAAUCAAUGAUACCUACAGUCUCUGUGAUAGUUACCCAGCGAUUUGGGCAGUGCCAGCAGCAGCAACAGAUGAGGAUCUUCAGGCCUCUGCGUUAUUCAGGAGUCGUGGAAGACUACCAGUUCUAUCCUGGAUUCAUCCUGAGAGUCAAGCAACAAUAACACGUUGUGCUCAGCCCCUGGUUGGUGUAAGUGGCAAACGUAGUCGUGAGGAUGAACGAUAUGUUCAGCUGAUAAUGGAUGCCAAUGCUCAGAGUCAUAAAUUAUUUAUUAUGGAUGCGAGACCAAUGACCAACGCUAUCGCCAACAUAGCCAAGGGCGGUGGCUACGAGGAUGAAGAUACUUAUCAAAAUGCUGAAUUAGUUUUUCUGGAUAUUCCUAAUAUACACGUGAUGAGGGAGAGUCUUCGAAAAUUGAAGGAACUCUGUUUUCCAACGAUCAACGAAGCCAGAUGGCUGUCAGGACUCGAGUCUACAGUCUGGUUGAAACAUAUUAAAUGCAUUCUUGCUGGAGCUGUGAGGAUAGUGGAUAAAGUGGAGAAUCACAAGACCUCGGUGUUAGUUCACUGCUCUGAUGGAUGGGACAGGACUGUUCAGCUCACUGCUUUGGCGAUGCUCAUGCUCGAUCCUUACUACAGGACAAUCAGAGGAUUUGAGGUGCUCAUCGAGAAGGAGUGGCUCAGCUUUGGCCACAAGUUUGAGCAGAGAAUCGGUCAUGGGGAUGAGCAUCACAGCGAUGCUGAUCGUUCACCUGUUUUUCUACAGUUUAUCGACUGCGUCUGGCAAAUUAGCCAGCAAUUCCC